CUUCUUUCUUUCUUUCAUUAAAGUCAUUGCUUAGUAUGUCUAAACUUAGACAGAGAAAAAAAGUGUCUGUCAAAGAAUCUCGCCAAGAAGCCGAGACUGUCAGAAAGCAACAGGUGACAUGUCAGGAACGCGAACUUAUCAUAGCAACCAUGUUGUUCCUUAUUUCGAUUCCUGUUCGAUUUCAACAUUUGGGCUUUCCUUCACGUAUAGUUUUUGAUGAAGUUCAUUUUGGUAAAUACAUUACUGAAUAUAUGACUCGCUCCUUCUUUUUUGAUAUUCAUCCGCCUCUGGCAAAAUUACUGUUGGCUCUUGUUGCUUGGAUGUCAGGAUACAAAGGUGAUUUUGAUGUGGAUGAAGUGGGGAGUGUUUAUACAGAGCAAAUUCCCUUUGUUGCUAUGCGCACAACAAGCGCCUUGAUGGGCGCACUUGUUGUCCCCCUUGCUUACACAACGAUGCGUGAUGCUGGACAUUCUCAUAUCGCUGCUAUUAUCGUUGCCUUGGCAGCCUGUUUUGAAAAUGGGUGGAUAACCAAUCACCGCUUCAUCCUAUUGGACUCUUAUUUGUUACUUUCUGUCGCAUUUGCCGUUUUUGCUUGGAUUAGGUUUUCUAAGCAACAGGCUUUUCAUCAGAGUUGGUGGAUUUGGUUGUUAUGGACAGGUGUUGGAUUAGGUUGUGCAAUCAGUGUUAAAUGGAUUGGUUUCUUUACUGUGGGUCUCAUUGGCAUGUGUGCUCUUAAACAGCUAUGGGAGAUUCUCGGUGAUCUUCAAGUCAGCAAGAGCCAGUAUGUAGCUCACUUUACAUCUCGCAUGCUGUGUUUGAUGGGCGUGCCUUUGGCUAUCUACAUGACAACAUUUUAUGUUCAUUUUGCUAUUCUGAAUAAAUCUGGUACUGGAGAUCAUUUGAUGCAAUUUGAGACACAGAAUGAAUUAAAAGGAAUAGAGCCUGUCGAUGCACCUCUUGCUAUUACUUAUGGAUCACUUAUUACGAUGCGCCAUCUCAAAACCAUGGGCGGAUAUCUUCAUUCUCAUCUUGCCAACUAUCCAGAAGGAUCCCUUCAACAACAAGUCACACUCUAUCCUUUUAAAGACGACAAUAACUGGUGGAGAAUAUUAAAAGCAAAUGAAAGCAAGCCAGUCAUUCAAGAUGUAUUGGCAAACGACAAUCAAACUUGGUUGGAAUAUGUACGUCAUGGUGAUACUAUUCGCCUUGAGCAUGUCAAGACAGUACCUCGUAAAUUGCAUAGUCAUGAUUUUGCUGCUCCUAUUACAGAUACAGACUAUCAUAAGGAAGUCAGCGCUUAUGGCUAUCCAGGAUUUGAAGGUGAUUCUAAUGACUAUUGGCAAGUUCAGAUAGAAGCCAAUACCAAAUACUCCAACGCUGGUAAACAACUUGAACCGCGUCGUAGUCAUUUCCGCUUGUUACACACAAAUCAAAACUGUCAUCUGUAUUCUAAUUUUCAUCGACUUCCUGAAUGGGGUUUCCAUCAACAAGAAGUCUCUUGUAUAUCAGAAGGCCUGAAAGAUACAGCCAUGUGGAUGGUCAUUGACACACAAAACUCUCUCUUGCCCUUCAAUACUACCAUGCUUCCUGAACAUCGUCCCAACUUUCUAGAAAAGUUUGUUCACAUCAACAAGGCAAUGUGGACUGUUCAUCGUGAACUUGAAAAGGAAGAAGAAAAAGAAGAAGACGCUGAUCAAAGCAAACCCUAUGCAUGGCCUUUUCUUUUAGCAGGUCGACAUCUUUUCAUUGACGAGACAUACCAAAUCAUUUUAUUAGGUAACCCUGUUGUCUAUUGGUCAUCUGCCGUUGCUGUCAUGACGCUGUUGAUCUUCUUUGGAGUGAUUCAAUUAAGAGAAAAGCGGGGAUAUCGCGGCAUGCGUGCAUUUGACGAGACCUAUGCUAGUUUCUUUGUGUUGGGUUGGGCAAUGCAUUAUCUUCCCUUCCUCCGAAUGGGCCGACCAUUAUCGUUGCACCAUUACAUGUCUGCUCUUUAUUUCGCCAUGCUGGCCUUAGGUGUCUGUCUUGACUUUUUAUUGAAACGCAUGCCUCGUGUUGUUCAAGCUGCUGUGUGUGUGCUUUUCGUCUUGACCAUAAUUUACUAUUACUGUCUUUUCUACCCCAUUACCUAUGGUGAUACCUGGACUGUGGAGGAAUGCCAAAACGCUUCUUUGCUCAAGAGUUGGGACUUGAAUUGUAAUCGCUAUAUUGCCUUUGAUGCUGAGGAGGAACCUAUUGAGGAAGAAAUUGCUCAUGUAGACCCUGUUUCAUUGGCUGCGCCUACUAUAUUAACAAAUAUAAUUGAAGAACAACCUUUGGAUUCAUUGAUGUUUGAAGAGAAAGAUUAUGCAUUUUCUAAUGAAGACUCCGAUGAUGAGGAAGAAGACGACGAAGAAGACGACCAUGAAGAAGAAGAGGAAGACGAAGACGAAAAUGAAGAUAAUCAAAUUCGAGACGAACCCACAGAAGCACCCGAUAUUUCUGAACCGGAACCUGAGUUUAUUGAUGGCAAAGAGGUUUUCCCUGAAGAAGAUGAAGAUGAAGAUGAUUACUGGCCAAAGACGACCUAUGGCCUUGACCCUGAAAAUUGGCUUAACCCUGAGCCAUUUAAAACAAGAGAUAUUCCUGUAUUUUUAGUAUUUCCUUAACCUAUACGCCAACGACUCCAUUUGAAACCUUUUCUCUUUUCACUAUAGGGUAUCUUAUUUUGUAUGCCUUUCUCUAUUUCAUUCUUUAACUGUGCUUAUAAACUCUAAUGAAAAAAAAAACAAAAAGAAAACAAAGGAGAUACGGAGGUGCCGAAAAGGAGCAGUUUAUUUGCUUUUGAAAGCUCAUCGGCGCCGAAGAAUACAUCAAUGGCGCCGAAAGUGUACAAAGGGCGCCGAAAGUGUACAAAGGGCGCCGAAA
Gilbertella persicaria is the source of this 2904-nucleotide messenger RNA. RefSeq names its product Dolichyl-phosphate-mannose-protein mannosyltransferase-domain-containing protein. The record is from RefSeq and is a predicted model, not a curated record. Gene Ontology annotation, biological process: protein O-linked glycosylation via mannose. The coding region runs from base 36 to 2645 and encodes 869 amino acids. The transcript has 10 exons. Gene Ontology annotation, cellular component: membrane; endoplasmic reticulum. NCBI's taxonomy places the organism in Eukaryota, Fungi, Mucoromycota, Mucoromycetes, Mucorales, Choanephoraceae. Gene Ontology annotation, molecular function: dolichyl-phosphate-mannose-protein mannosyltransferase activity.